This is a messenger RNA of Bolinopsis microptera, 3300 nucleotides long. RefSeq names its product pre-mRNA-processing factor 39-like. Gene Ontology annotation, molecular function: pre-mRNA 5'-splice site binding; protein binding. The transcript has 17 exons. NCBI's taxonomy places the organism in Eukaryota, Metazoa, Ctenophora, Tentaculata, Lobata, Bolinopsidae. Gene Ontology annotation, cellular component: U2-type prespliceosome; commitment complex; U1 snRNP. The record is from RefSeq and is a predicted model, not a curated record. Bases 8 to 2908 code for a protein of 966 amino acids. Gene Ontology annotation, biological process: mRNA 5'-splice site recognition; RNA processing.
AGGAAUCAUGGACGAAUCAAUCGAUGUAUCCUUAGACAGUAGUGUGCAUGAGGAAUCUCAUGAGGAAGAUUUAAAGGAGAACAAAAUAAAACAAUCUUCAAGGAGAUCGUCCAAACGUAGUCGAGGUCAGGAAGACUUAGAGGACCCUGAGAAAGUAGAGAAAAGAAGCAGUCGGAGAUCAAAGAAAACCAAAGCUGACUCUGAUGAAGAAGAAUCUUUUGUCGAAGAGCCUGUUGCAGAAGAACAUGCCUCAGAAGAGCCUGUUGCAGAAGUAGAAACUAAUGGUAAUACUGUGGAUUAUGGUACCUUUGAAGCUGAUGAGUCUAACAAAGUAGAACAUAGUGCUGAUACACUACAUGAAGUUGUUCGCCAACCUCUGGCAGAAGAAAAUGUUGUCCAGGAACAAGGAUCUACUGAAGGUCAGCCAGUUGAACAUGAGACUGUCCAAACCAACAAUGAAGAUGCUGUUAUGGAAGCUCAAAAUGAAGAUGAAGUUGUUGAAGUGAAGGUACCAGUAAAGCAGAAACCUGAAAUGAUUGUUCUUGAUGAUAUCAAUGACGAUGACGGUCCUGGUCCUGAUGAAGUCCCAACAGCAGAAGAGAGGGGAUUCUGGAAAGCUGUGGAAGAGAACCCCAAUGAUUUUGCUAGCUGGACUUAUCUUCUUCAAGUAGUAGAGAAAAAUGGUAAGCUAAAGCAGAUCCAGAAAGCUUUCUCUUCAUUCCUGCAACUGUAUCCUUACUGCUAUGGUUACUGGAAGAAAUACGCCGACCAAAUGAAGAAAAUUGUCUCUAACGAAGCAGCUUUUCAGGUGUACAACGACGCUGUGAUAGCCAUUCCCUUGUCUGUUGACCUGUGGACCUACUUUAUCCACUUUAUUGCCGAGUGGAAAGAUGGCGAUGAAAACGAGAUCCGAACGAUCUACCAACGAGCAGUUGAGGCGUGUGGACAGGAUUAUCGUUCUGAUAAAAUAUGGGAAGCGUAUGUGGAGUGGGAGAAACAGACAGAUAAGUACAGAGUACUGAAGUUGUAUAGACAGUUCCUUGGCUGUGUCAUCCAGCGACAUCAAUACCAUUUCGACAAGUUCCGAGAGUGGAUCUUCUUCACACCAGUGAAGGACAUGGUCACAAUGGAGGACAUCAAGGAACUGUUGACUCGACACAAAGCAGAAGCCGAACGGAGACGAAUUGAAACCGAGAAGAAGAUUAAAGAGGAAGAAGAAGAAGCAAGAGCAGCUGCAGAAGAAGCAGCCAGAUUAGCUGAAGAGCAGAGGAAGCAAGCAGAGGAGGAGGAAGCAAAGAUUCAGGAAGAUAUCAAGAGGAUGCAGGAGGAACAGAAGAUGGCAGUGUUAGGUGAUCAACCACCUGGUAUCGAGGAGGUGACGAUGGAGGGUGUUGAGGAUCAGGAGCCUGCUCCUGUUGAAGCUGAGGAGGAAGCUGUCCAAGAAGAAGCUGUCAAGGAAGAAGCUAAGGAGGAGGAGAAGGUGGAAGAUGUUGUUGCAAUGCAGGAAGAUGCUGUUGAGGAAAUCAAAGAAGAAGAAAAGCCAGAGGCCGUUGAACAGAUGACUGAGGACUUCAAUAAGGUAGACAUGGAAGAACCCCUGCCCGACAGCCCUGAAGCCCUAACUGCUAAGCAGGAGGCGGCGAUACGCGAACAGAUGCUGCUCGACAUGGCCCCGAUCCACGAGAAGAUCCUCGCUGAAAUAGAGGAGGUGGUGACAUUUGAGGAUGGGAUUAAGAGACCUUACUUCCACGUUAAGGAGCUCGAGAGGGUUCAAUUGAAGAACUGGAAGAACUAUCUCAAUCUGAUUAUUGAGAAGAAGAACAACCCCAGAACCAUUAUUCUUUUUGAGAGAUGUCUUAUCGCAUGUGCCUUUUACGAGGGAUUCUGGAUCAAGUACAUUAACUUUAUGAGUGAUAUUGACAAAGAAGUGACUAGCAGUAUAUACAGGAGAGCUUGUAUGGUACAUCUUGUAAAGAAACCCUACAUUCAUCUAAACUGGGCUGCUUUCGAGGAAGAACGAGGAAACUUGGAAAUAGCAAGAGAAGCCUUGGAUCACAUUGACAAGGGGAUGCCAGGUCUUAUAGCUGUUAUUCUGCGUCGUGCCGGCCUGGAGAGACGGACUGGAAAUAUUGAACAAGGCGGAGAUAUCAUUAAGUUAGCAAUAGAGAACUGUAGAGGUCGUGAAACACGUGACUUCUGGAUCAACAAGUAUAUUGGGUACUUACAGUACUCGGCUAAGGAGAUUGAUGUCGCUAGAAAGUUCCUUAAUGAACAGAUUGAGAGAAACCCGAGAAACAAGAAAUUAUACGUGAGACUGCUGGAUCUGGAACACAGUUCCGGAACUCAGUACCCCAACUGUGCUGCUGUUGUAGCUGUAUUCGACAAGGCUCUUACAUCUAGUCUAACUAUUGAAGAGAAAGCUGGUUUCUCACACCGCCGUUUGACAUUCCUGGAAGAGUUUGGCGAUAACGUAACAGCGAUCAUAUCUGCUUACGAGGAUCAUAACAAGAAUUGGAAGACCGUUUUAGAUGAGAAGAAGAAGGAGAGCUCGGUGCCAAUAAAAGACUACAAGAGGCGUGAUAACUACAGUAACAACAGAAACUACAACCGCGACAGAAACUACAACCGCGACAGAAACUACAAUCACCAGAACAAUUACAACCAGAAUAAUUUCAAUAACCAAGGGGGCGCGGGCGGAUAUAAAACAUCAGAAAAUUUGCAUCAACAACCGUUCACGCCUGCAUCAGAUGGAAAUACUAACAUGAACUAUAACAUGCAACACGCCCAACAGCAGCAGCAAUACCAACAAUGGUACUCCCAGUACGCCCAACAGCAACAGUUCGCCGCCCAGGGAGCUCCCCAAGGUGCCCCUCAGUACCAGCAACCUCAACAGAAUAGAGGUUAUUAAACCUCGAGAUGUUUCAGUUAAUUAUAGUUUAUUGCUUAAUUGAUGACUAUUAUCGCACCGCGCUAUCUCUAUCACAGACAAACCAUCGUCAACCGUCACGCAGUCUAUAUUGCUAUAAGCUAUUUGAUUUAAUUUAUAAAACGAAAUCUUAAUGUGUACUUCUAAGUUCUAAGUUUUAUGUUUUACAGUGAGCGAGAAGGCCACUUGACUUCACCAUUUUUAAUUUGUGUCAUAAAGUUUGCUUAACCCUCGAUUAACUCGGAAUGAAGCCUGAAGGUCCCGUGUUUUUUCGAUUCUCCCAACUAUUUUCAAAAUGGUCUAGUUUUAUAUUGAUUGUUCCCGAUGAACUUAUGUUCCAAUGCAAACUAAGAUCAAAUGUUUCUUUUGAUUUU